AAAGCGAAGUGGCUAGCCGUACUUAAAUACGGCUAGACUGAGAGUCUAGCCGUCCCUGGACCACCUGAAUAGUUGCUUCUUACUUACUUUCACUAUCAACCCAGUAACCAUUGGUAAUUGAUUAUUGGACCAUAACCUAAACUGAGAAGUUUGGCUCUUGCUGCCAACAUGGCCUGUAACAGAAGCAGAAUGAAAACUGAAGACGUCAAACCAGACUGGGACACGUCAAUAUUGAUCUCUCAAAAACUGAACCUUAGGCGUCAAAGUGUUUUGAACGUCAUUGACCUCCUUGACGAUGGAGCCACAAUUCCCUUUAUCGCUCGAUACAGAAAAGACCAGACGGAUAAUAUGACUCCAGAUACUCUCCGAGAAGUUGCUUCUGAGGUGGAUGAGCUCAGGGCGGUGGAAAGUAAAAUUCACAAUGUGCAUGGAGCGAUCUCCAAGCUGGGGAAGAUGACAGAGGAUCUGGAGACUUCCCUCAUAAUGUCCACCUCCAUUCUGGAAGUGGAGUCUCUGUAUGCUCCCUUCAAGCCGGGCCAUAAAGGCAGCUACGCAGAGAGAGCCAGAGCCCUGGGACUCGGUGACAUGACUACAGCGCUACUCGCUGGCAAGACUGUCAACUUGGCGUCUGCCGUGAGGCCCGGCGAAAAAGGUGUUGAGUCUGUUGGGGAAGUGGAGAAAGGUGUCAAACAUAUCGUAGCUGACAUCGUGUCCAAGGAUAAGGAGAUGAUGGACGUGGCCAGAGAGCUGUGCAACAAUCUGAAUGUCAUGCUGGAGAGUUCAAAGGCCAAGGCUAAGGCUAAGAAUGCCACAAAGAAGGACAGUAAGUCUACCAAGGGAGCGAUUGGCCCUGGGAAGGACAACGACUCUGCUGCUAACAAGUUUGAGCAAUACUUUGACUUCAGAGUGUCUGUCAAGUCAGCCAAGCCUUAUCAGAUUCUUGCACUGAACAGAGGAGAAGAUCUGAACGUUUUGGCAGUGAAAGUUGUCAUCCCGGAUCUAGUCAAACAGAGAUUUAUCGACAGCUGCUUGCAGAAGCUGUUCCGGAGAAUAGCACGACCAGAUUUUCAGUCCCUGAUUCGCAUGGCAGUUUUGGACGCGUACGACCGGCUGAUAGAACCUACGCUCAUACGCCACACGAGGUCCGACCUGACCAAGAUGGCGGAGAAGGCGUCUAUAUCCGUGUUCACGUCCAACUUGCAUCGGCUGUUGUUGACUCCUCCUGUCAAACAGAAAACUAUUUUGGGCAUUGACCCCGGGUUUAAGAACGGCUGUAAGUUUGCCGUCAUUUCCUCCACGGGCGUGAUUCUGCACACAGGAGUCGCUUAUCUGCACGACUACCGGUCCGAUAAAUUCGAGGAGAGGUACAGGCUCGCGAGUGUGAUCAACACGCACAGGUGUGAGACGGUUGCUAUUGGCAACGGCGUUGCGUGCAGGGAAACGGAGCAAGUCGUCUCAGACCUCAUCAAGCACAACUCGUUUCAACCUCUCUCCGUUGUCUACUGUAUCGUGGACGAGUGUGGGGCGUCCAUCUACAGUGUGUCGGACGAGGCCGUGAAGGAGAUGCCGGACCUGGACCCAACACUUCGGGGAGCAGUGUCCAUUGGAAGGAGGUUGCAGGAUCCCCUGGCAGAACUGGUGAAGAUUGAUCCCAAAAACCUGGGAGUGGGCAUGUACCAGCAUGACCUGAACAAGACAAGCCUGCAGACUGCCUUGGGAUCAGUGGUGGAAGAGUGCGUCAGUUUUGUGGGCGUUGACCUGAACACGUGUAGCGAGUGCCUUCUCAGGAGAGUGGCCGGACUGAACGCCACCAAAGCCAAGAAGAUUCUGGAGUGGCGGUCCAAGAACGGCUACUUCACCAGUCGCCAGCAGCUGUUGACCAUCAAGGGCCUGGGCAAGAAAGGUUUUGAGCAGUGUGCGGGCUUUGUGAGGAUCACGAGACACCUUGGCUCGGAGCACGGCAAUGGCCCCAAGCUGGCCGACCAUCUGGGUGUGAGUCUGCCAGACAUCGGGACCGCAGCGUUUAUUGCACAGGUCAAGAGAGCCGCAACAAAUGAUGGUUUACAAGCAUUCAGUGAGACACACGAGGCGGGUCUGUCGACCGUGAAGCUCAUCGCUGACGCUCUACAGCAACCUCUGUCCUACGACAUCCGAGAAAGCUUUCAGCGGCCCAUUUUCAAACAGGAAGUGAUGUCAGUGUCUGACCUGCGGACUGGAAGUAUCGUGACGGGCAGGGUGACGAAUGUAACGCACUUCGGCGCUUUUGUGGACAUCGGGGUAGGCAUCAAUGGUCUAGUUCACACCAGCAAGAUGGGACGCUUCGGCAAGUUGGGCUUAGGGGAUCAUGUUGAGGUCAAGGUCGAGAAUUUGGAUCUGAAUCGCAAGAGAAUUGGUCUCAUGCUCACAAACAUUCAACAAAGGUGAUCAUUUAUUGAGUUCUCCGUGAUCUAUUUUUAACUCUGGACUACUAGGUGCUUGAUAACGACCUUUUUGUGUUCAAACUUUUGAAAAUGAAUUUUUAGAUUGAUAUUUGUGGAACAAACUCGCACAUUUCACGCAUUCCAUUCCAUAAUUCCGUAGGGCUAAUAUCUAUGGGCGUUCCUUUACCCCAAACGUGGUCACGAUUUGAUUCCUCUCCCCGUCGUUUUAUGCAAGAAAAAUUCUGAAAUUAUGCAAACUGAGCCCAAAAAUGUGAAAUUAUGCGAUUCUGUUAAUUUUUAAAAAGAAUGAUAAAGGAAAAUAAUCUGAAAUUAUGAAAAAAAUGAUCAAAUUUGGCUAAAUUAUGCGGGGGUGCAUAAAACCACGGGGACAGGAUUACAAAUAUGUGUAGUUGUACACCUCUGUGAGACUAAGAUACUAGAAAAAGAAGAUGAGAAAAAAGUACAACUGGAAAAGAAAGGAGCAAUGAUGGAUAAACUGGUACAUUGUCAUGUGUUAUCUGUGUAAUGAAGGUGAUCCUGUUUAUUAAUCAUUUGUUGCAGUGUAUGCAAUCUUGAUCCCUGUCCAUAAAAAAAGGGUUUGUGUAUAAAAGGGUUUGUCUAUAAAAAGGGUUUGUCUAUAACUGGGACAUCACGUCUGUCCCGGUGGUCUUGCUAUAGCCAGGAACCACUGUACUUGUAAGUUAUUUACCUCACUUGUAACAAAACAGAUUCAUAACAAAUUUUUAAAAUGUAGAACCAAUGAUUUCAUGAUAAGACUUUCUACUUACAAAUGGAACUUUUGUUCUCGACUCAUGCAAUACUUUUAUCAGUUAUUUGCUAUGUUGAAUUAAUUAAAGAUUUUGCUGUACAUUGGAAAUA
Molecule: messenger RNA, 3299 nt
Organism: Aplysia californica (California sea hare)
Lineage: Eukaryota; Metazoa; Mollusca; Gastropoda; Aplysiida; Aplysiidae
Product: S1 RNA-binding domain-containing protein 1
Biological process (GO): nucleobase-containing compound metabolic process; translation
Molecular function (GO): mRNA binding; structural constituent of ribosome
Source: RefSeq, a predicted model, not a curated record